UCAGUCAAUCAAAAUGGAUCGUUAGCCAUCUUUUACAAAUGAGUUACGGGUGAGUCCUUGAUUAGUAUAUCAAGGGCUAAUAGUUAUUCUCUAGCUACUCCAGAAGACUGCACAACUGGUACAACUGUCGAACAGAAGAUGAAUUGCAGUAGUAGCUGUCUGCAUGAUGAGAGUGAGAUGUGAUUAAGAUAUAUUCCGUUGAGUUGCAGUGAGAAAGUUCUAUUCCUUCUUUGUAAUAUGUCUCGGGAUUCCAUACGGCAUUGGUGCUUCAAGAUCAGUGGAUAAGGUCAACAUUUGUAGAAUCUUGUUGAUGGGAAGGUUUUCUCUGAGCUCCGGGUCAUAUAGCUGCACUUAAGCGAGGUCUACGUGAAGCUAGUAUUGUGGACAUGAGCUUUCUGGAGCACAAAAAUUGUGCAACAAAUUGCUUAUCGGUUCAGCCAAUCUGGAGAUUUUGCAGGUUCAAGAAGAACAAUCGAUGGUUUGCAAAAAAAUCCAUGUCAUCGAGGCAAAGCUUGAACGUACGUCAACAAGUAUGAAGGAAAGAUUUCACGUCAUAUUCUGGGAAAGGCUGCGGACGUUGCAUGAGGCGGGUAGAAAAUUGGCAGACAGAGAAGCGGAUCUAUGUGAUGAAAUUGACAGUACCCUUGCAAAGAUGGAGGAGAAAAAGCCUGAGAAUGGACAUGAAAUUUCUGCACACAAAGUGGUUCCGAACUCGUCCAGGCGCUUACAAGCCGAAGAAGACUUCUGCCAGGAUAGAGAAGCAGUACCAGAUAUCAAUCCAAGGGCAAACGGGACGGAGCAAAAGUCCGAUGAUGUACAAGCAUUCCCUCCAGCUGAAGAGUUUGAUCAGAAACAUGCUUCACUGUCCUUGAGUGUGAUUAAUACACUUUCUCUCGACCUCUCGGUAUCACCAGCAGAUUACAUUCAUGAAAUGGAUGCUUCAGGAAAGAAGGAUAAAGAGAAGGCGGUUGCUUCCAAGACAAACAACACGCCAGCUGAUGAUCAGAUGCCGAGCCUCACCUCUGAGUCACCGGUACCAUCAGAAGCUACCUCGCAACCACCUUCCCCUGGUUCAGAGAUAUCAGUGGGCGAUGAAGUAGCAGCAAAUGUAAGCUCGGAAGGAGAAGAAACCGAUGUCUGGAUCGUUGCUAGAGUUGUCGAGUUAUUGGCUAAUGGGAAUAUGAUCCAUGUGUUGGAUGAAAUUCCAGAUGAAGUGGGAGCAUCUUUGAAACAAUUCGUAUUGCCUCAACAUCACAUCAUUCCAUUCCCAAACCAGUCUACGGCUGCCAGUAUUCGAAGUAUGAUCUCCAAAGGUUCUGAAGUCCUGGCUGUUUACCCAGAUUCCACAACACUUUACAAGGCCACUGUUGUGGACCACCGAGGUCCAGAUUAUCUGCUGGAGUUUGAGGGUGAUCAGAAUUCAGAAGAAGAAGAAGGAUGUUCAACGGACAAGCACCCCAUGCCCUUGUGGAUCGUACCAUCUCAUCGAGUCGUUCCCCUCCCUGAAGGACAUAGGCAGUGAUCUUUCCUACUUUAUUUGUUCGUUCUGAUUCUUCCAUUGUGGCAAAUCCAAUCUAUGCUCUCGAGGUUCUCUCUUGUAAAGUACUGGAACACAUUCUUGCCAUUGGAGGUUCGUUCCAACAUAGAAGAAUGUCAUUGUAAUAGUAUUUUGCUAGAGUCGUUACCUCAAUUGUAUUUUAUUCUUUUAUUUUGUCAUGUCGGCGAUUUGACAAUAUAAACAAUAUGAACAUCAGUGUAGUUUUUGAAUCAAGUCCAUUUGAGUCAUUGCAUAUAAUAGAUCCAAUCAGGUCGAAUGAGUUCAAAUACAUGGUCAGUCCGAGUGUCUACUGUCUACUGUUUGUGAAAUUCUAUAAUUCAUUAUAGAAUUAUCGUUUGC
This is a messenger RNA of Marchantia polymorpha subsp. ruderalis, 1897 nucleotides long. Lineage: Eukaryota; Viridiplantae; Streptophyta; Marchantiopsida; Marchantiales; Marchantiaceae. The record is from the annotation of a GenBank genome assembly.